Vicia villosa (hairy vetch) is the source of this 561-nucleotide messenger RNA. RefSeq lists its product as uncharacterized. The transcript is spliced from 2 exons. The record is from RefSeq and is a predicted model, not a curated record. The coding region runs from base 1 to 561 and encodes 186 amino acids. Lineage: Eukaryota; Viridiplantae; Streptophyta; Magnoliopsida; Fabales; Fabaceae.
AUGAGUGGAGGAAGAAACGAUGAUGCAAUUGCUGAAGCUUUGGAAUCAUUGGCUCAAGCAAUGGCUCAGAAUAAUCAGAACAAUCAGAAUGGUGGGGCCGUUAAUGAAUUCUGUGGAUUAGGGAUGUUUCAGAGAAACAAUCAGCCGACUUUCAAGGGUAGACAUGAUCUAGAGGGUUCGCAAACAUGGAUCCGUAAGAUUGAAAAUAUUUUUAGAGUAAUGGCCUGCACCGACGAACAAAAAAUGUUGUUCGAUACUCAUAUGCUAUCAGAGGAAGCCGAAGAUUGGUGGGAUAAUGUGUAUCACAUAAUGGAUGAUGAAGAGAAGUACUUUCCAGAGGACGUGCACGGUAAGAAAGACAUUGAGUUCCUUGAGCAGAGGCAAGGGAAUAUGACAGUUGAUGAGUAUGCUGCUAAGUUUGAAGAGCGUAUGAAGUUUUGUCCAUACUAUAAUAGUGCGGCUGUUGGGGAUCUAUGUGAAUCAAGUUUGAGAGUGGCUUACAUCCUAAAAUCAAGCAUGGUUUUGGGUAUCAGGAGAUUUGGCGGUUGUCUGUACUGGUGA